AUGGAUGAGAGACGGCCACCAUCUGUUUCAAGCGAGUUACUUGAAAAUCUUGGCCAAGCAACGCAUGGAAGCUCCUCAUCGACCCCAGACAGCCCCACACGGGUUCGUGGACCAUCACAGAAUAGAUUCAAGUUCAUUUUGAUUGCGAUAGCAACUGUUGGAAUUGUUCUUUUGCUUGUUUCUUUCUCGUUAAUCAACAUUGAUCACCCAACCAAAAAGCAACAUGGCAACCCACGUGGGGAUGAUAUCAAUAAACCACAGGCUGUCAACUAUCGAACUGGGCCCUCAGAGACACUUCGGGCCGAUGCUAAAGAACAGGACACAGAGUUGCCUGUGUUGUUGACAUUCACCAAUUUUGUUACUUUGGAUAUAGAUAAUCUGACUGGCCUCCUCCUCAACAUUAUCCAUGGCUUGCAGCAGUUUUUCAGCUCCAAACAAGACACCUACUACAGCCAGUCAUUGUUUUUCCUGUCAUUGGCCAUCCAUCGAAUCAUGCCGUCCACAUUGAAGAAACUCAUCAUGUUAGAUGUUGAUCUCAAAUUUGAAGCUGACAUUGCCCAGUUGUUUGGACAUUUUGAUCGUUUCGCUGACACAAACAUAAUCGGAAUUGCCCGUGAGAUGCAGCCUGUCUACCGACAUAUUUUCCACGCAUACCGUGACGAGAACCCAGGCACUAGGGUUGGAGGCCCCCCUCCAGACGGUCUCACAGGUUUCAAUAGUGGAGUGUUACUGUUGAACAUGGAGCGUAUGCGGAAAUCUGAAUUGUACAAUGCCUUUCUUGAGCAUGAUGUCAUACAUAAUUUGACGAUCAAAUACAAAUUUCAGGGCCAUCUUGGCGACCAGGAUUUUUUUACCUUGCUGUCAAUGGAACACGAAGAAUUGUUUUACAUUCUACCCUGCACCUGGAAUCGGCAACUGUGCCAAUGGUGGAGAGACAAAGGCUACGAGGAUGUUUUUGAUGACUACUACAGCUGUACGGGAAAAGUGAAUAUCUUUCAUGGAAAUUGUCACACGCUAAUUCCAUCCUGA
Acanthosepion pharaonis is the source of this 1029-nucleotide messenger RNA. The record is from the annotation of a GenBank genome assembly. NCBI's taxonomy places the organism in Eukaryota, Metazoa, Mollusca, Cephalopoda, Sepiida, Sepiidae.